AUGUCGGCCUCGUCGUCUGCACAGGCGCUGGAAUACUUGGAGGGCCUGCCUAUUGCUACGCAUAAGAGGCUAUAUGAGCAGCCCUCGACUGUGUUGGCGGUGUACCGCUGCAUGCUGCCGCAUCUUGCCAAAUCCAUAGUCAUGGCAAUGCUCUACAGACCCUCGUCCUUCCCCGUAACCGACCUCGACGCAUGGUUCAAGCCCUCCGCCCGCAGAGAGAAGGAGCAAGCCCUCUUUACUCUCGAACGCCUGCACAUUAUCGCCCAAGUGAAACAAGAUGACGGCACUAUGGCAUGGACAAUCAGCACAGGCUUCCAGAAGAGCCUACGAAAUGCCCUCGAGGGCUCUGGUACGCACCGCUCGUUUGGUGUCCCAGCAACUAGAGAAGAGAGUGGCGGAAAGCGAUUGAGCGUAGAUUUCCUGGACGAAUACUCGAGAUCGCAGUGGGAGGGUAUACUGUACUAUCUGGUUAGCGGUGCGGCUGGACUCAGCAAGGACAGUAUCUCGCGAGCCGAGGUCGGUCCUGGAACGAAGAAGCUGCUACAUACUGGUGAUCUUGUGAGGACUGUACAUGGGAGUCCGAGAAUCACGAAAGAUGGUUUCUCUUUUGUGCUGCAAGAGACGAAUGCGCAGGUCUGGAGUUUGUUGAUCGUGUAUCUGAAGAUGACGAACGAACUCGGCAUGUCCGAAACCGAAGUCCUGUCCUUCCUCUUCAUGCUCGGUUCCCUUGAACUAGGCCAAGAUUACUCCACAUCUACCCUCUCGCCUACACAAGCCCAAAUGCUCGAGGAUCUCUCCUCAAUGGGCCUCAUCUACCGCUCCGACAAGAACGCACGAACCUUCUACCCAACCCGCCUCGCCACAACCCUAACCUCCGACUCGGGCAGCGCCAUGUCCGCCUCCUCUAACGACAUUGCCCAAGCCAACCAAGGCAACGCAGGUCCCUCGGCCGCCGCAAACAAGGGUUUCAUCAUCAUCGAAACAAACUACCGCCUCUACGCCUACACAAACAGUCUGAUCCAAAUUGCCAUUCUGAGCUUAUUUACCAAACUCCAACACCGCUUUCCCAAUCUCGUGUCGGGUAAGUUGACAAAGGAAUCUGUUCACAAAGCUGUACAGUCGGGUAUCACUUCUUCGCAAAUCAUCUCUUAUUUAACCACGUAUGCGCAUCCCCAGAUGCAGAAGACCGUUCCGUAUAUCCCGCCUACGGUCAUGGAUCAGAUUCGGCUAUGGGAAUAUGAAGGCGAGAGAGUGGAAACGACUACGGGCUAUCUGAUGCGCGAGUUUGGUAGCGAUGCAGAGUAUAGGGAUGUUCUUGGUUAUGCGAGUGCGCUGGGUGUGUUGGUUUGGCAGAAUGAUGCUGGGAGGUGCUUUUUUGUUUCUCAUGUCGAGCAGAUUAGUGCGUAUUUGAGGAAGAAGAAGGAGAGUAGGGAGAGUGCUAGGGCGGGGAGGUAG
Messenger RNA from Alternaria arborescens, 1455 nucleotides. RefSeq names its product RNA polymerase II transcription factor B subunit 2. Gene Ontology annotation, biological process: nucleotide-excision repair. The transcript is spliced from 3 exons. Gene Ontology annotation, molecular function: ATPase activator activity; double-stranded DNA binding. Gene Ontology annotation, cellular component: transcription factor TFIIH core complex; transcription factor TFIIH holo complex. The record is from RefSeq and is a predicted model, not a curated record. NCBI's taxonomy places the organism in Eukaryota, Fungi, Ascomycota, Dothideomycetes, Pleosporales, Pleosporaceae. Bases 1 to 1455 code for a protein of 484 amino acids.